AUGAGCAAAAGGGGACACAAAGAUGAGCAAAAGUUCAUAACAUCUGCUUGGAGGCAACAAAAGAAUCUGGAGGGAUAUGUUGGCUUUGCAAGCCUUCCUAACCAAGUGUACAGGAAGUCUGUCAAGAGGGGCUUUGAGUUCACACUGAUGGUUGUGGGUGAAUCGGGGCUGGGCAAAUCUACGCUGAUCAACUCUCUCUUCCUAACAGACCUGUAUUCAGCAGAGUACCCUGGACCCUCCCACAGAAUCAAAAAGACUGUACAGGUGGAGCAGUCCAAAGUGUUAGUAAAGGAAGGCGGUGUCCAGCUCCUGCUCACGAUAGUUGACACUCCAGGGUUUGGAGAUGCUGUUGACAACAGCAACUGUUGGCAGCCAGUCAUUGACCACAUCGACAGCAAGUUUGAGGACUACCUGAACUCUGAGUCGCGGGUAAACAGACGACAAAUGCCCGACAGCAGAAUCCACUGCUGUCUGUAUUUCAUUGCCCCCUCUGGACAUGGAUUGAAGCCCCUGGACAUUGAGUUCAUGAAACGAUUGCACGAGAAGGUCAAUGUCAUCCCUCUGAUCGCCAAAGCCGACACCCUUACACCAGAGGAGUGUCAACAGUUUAAAAAACAGAUCAUGCGGGAAAUCCAAGAGCACAAAAUCAAGAUCUAUGAGUUCCCUGAGACGGAUGAUGAAGAGGAGAACAGGCUGGUUAAGAAGAUCAAGGACAAGUUACCCUUGGCUGUAGUGGGGAGCAACACCAUCAUUGAGGUGAAUGGAAAGCGAGCCAGAGGGAGACAAUACCCCUGGGGUGUGGCAGAAGUUGAAAACAGUGACCACUGUGACUUCACCAUCCUUCGGGACAUGCUCAUCAGAACCCACAUGCAAGACUUGAAGGAUGUGACCAACAAUGUCCACUAUGAGAACUACCGCAGUAGGAAGCUGGCCGCUGUCACCUACAAUGGAGUGGACAAUAACAGGGCUAAAGGUCAACUUUCCACCAAACUUGACACAGUUGAAGGAAUAAGUCCCCUGGCCCAAAUGGAGGAGGAGAGGAGAGAGCAUGUGGCUAAGAUGAAGAAGAUGGAGAUGGAGAUGGAGCAGGUGUUUGAAAUGAAAGUCAAGGAGAAGGUGCAGAAACUUAGAGACUCUGAGGCCGAGCUACAGCGCCGUCACGAGCAGAUGAAGAAGAACCUGGAGGCCCAGCACAAGGAGCUGGAGGAGAAGAGACGCCAGUUUGAGGAGGACAGGGCCAACUGGGAGGCGCAGCAGCGCCUAGAGCAACAGAAACUGGACGCAUCCAGAACUCUGGAUAAAAACAGAAAAAAAGGUAAAAUCUUCUAAAGGACAGUUGGACCAGCCCAAGUCAACUUCCUGGGUUCUUUUUUUUUAUUUUUUAUUUUUUAUUUUUGCCAACGUCGCCAUCAGGACACUUCCACCCCCCAACCCCUCUCCUAUUCUGCUCAUUCUCCUCCAACUGCCAGCACAGCUGUGAUCCUCCUCUUGGCCUUCGGGGGGGGGGGGGGCUACUGGGGGCUUGGAUGGGUGGGUGGUAUCUGCAUGGACUGCCAGAGCCACCGCCAGAGAUUUCUCUCGCUGCCUCGGGACUCAUCCAAGGAGUGGGUUGACCUUUAAUUCCAUGUUAAAAGAAAAAAGGCCAAACCCAUAUGAUUAUCGGUGUUGUUAUGGUUAUUGAUGUUAUUACUGAAAUACUGCCCCCAGUGCCUCCCUCCCCUGUUGCUCUGUCUGCUCAUCCCAAGGUGUAAUGGUAGACUUGCAAAGUAAAAGAAAAACAGGUGUUUUACAAUCAUCUCCCAGUGAAUUGUAUUAUGCAUCCAAACCCGACUCCAUAAUGUAUUGAGGAAGGGAAAGCAUUGGCUGAAAAUCAUUUUGGUUUGUUCGUUUUAAAUUUAACAAGAUAAACACCCCCCUCACCACCACCCAUGAAGCAUAGCAAGACAUAAUCCAUGUCAGCAUGAACCAUGUGAAAUCAGGAAAAAGGAGGAUCAAAGGACCUUGGGCUUUUAUAAAUUAAUCGAAAUCCACCCCCCGUCCUCUGUUUAGCUAUUCCCACUAGCCUUGGACCACCGUUUAUAACUUCAUAAGUGCUAUAUUUCAGUUUAUUUUUAUAUAUAUAUAUAUAAAUAUAUACCCGAGCCAGCUAAAGUAAUACCUUCUUUGUUGUGUUGGGUGAAUUUCUCAAGAGACUGUGCCGAGUUGAGUGAAGACGAACUGUUGAGAGUGUGAGUGGCUUUGGACCCUCCACCCUCCAGUUUACUGGCUUCAUUAGAAAGGAGUUAAGCAAAUGGGUUUAGACUACUGAAACAACUUUGGUUGGGGAUUGCAACUGUCCACAAAAAUCCAACGAGGCAGGCAUUUAUCCCGGGUCUGUCCCUUACAGGGGGACCUGGGGUCGCUCCCAUUCUGAAUACAUUUGCUGAACAGUGAGCGUUUUCCAGUAACUCCGGGUAUUGAGUCAGUGGGAAAUCAGAGUCAACAUCACACCUUGCUUUGGCUAUGUACUCCAUCUCUGUAUUUUUAAUUUUAUUUUUCAUUUGUAUUGUAAAAAGUCACUUAAUAAACCUGUGAUGAUAUCAAG
Messenger RNA from Lampris incognitus (smalleye Pacific opah), 2584 nucleotides. RefSeq names its product septin-7-like. The transcript has 14 exons. Gene Ontology annotation, biological process: cilium assembly; cytoskeleton-dependent cytokinesis. The record is from RefSeq and is a predicted model, not a curated record. Lineage: Eukaryota; Metazoa; Chordata; Actinopteri; Lampriformes; Lampridae. The coding region runs from base 1 to 1329 and encodes 442 amino acids. Gene Ontology annotation, molecular function: GTP binding; molecular adaptor activity; GTPase activity. Gene Ontology annotation, cellular component: septin complex; microtubule cytoskeleton; cell division site.